Bubalus bubalis (water buffalo) is the source of this 2277-nucleotide messenger RNA. RefSeq names its product calreticulin 3 (gene CALR3). Gene Ontology annotation, biological process: protein folding. Lineage: Eukaryota; Metazoa; Chordata; Mammalia; Artiodactyla; Bovidae. Bases 60 to 1340 code for a protein of 426 amino acids. The transcript is spliced from 10 exons. Gene Ontology annotation, cellular component: endoplasmic reticulum; endoplasmic reticulum membrane. The record is from RefSeq and is a predicted model, not a curated record. Gene Ontology annotation, molecular function: calcium ion binding.
GGCUUCAUGGGAGUGGUAGUUUUGGGGCGGGCCUGGUGUGCACCGCGCGUCCGAGUUCAAUGGUCUUUCGGGUCAUAAUCGCGAGGCGUGACGGGAGCUGUAGUUCCGGGACUGGCCUGGCGGGCCGCGGAGACCGCUGGACGCGCCAAGGGGCAGUUACGAGAAAAAGUGGUGCCGCACGGUCCAUGGCCGCGGCUCGCGUCCCGCUCUGGGCAAUCUGUGUGCUGCGGGUGGCACUGGCCACCGUCUACUUCCAAGAGGAAUUUCUAGAUGGAGAGCGCUGGCGGAACCGAUGGGUGCAUUCCACUAAUGACUCACAAUUUGGGCAUUUUAGACUUUCGUCCGGGAAUUUUUAUGGUCAUAAAGAGAAAGACAAAGGUCUGCAAACCACGCAAAAUAGCCGAUUCUACGCCAUCUCUGCACGGUUCAAACCAUUUAGCAAUAAGGGGAAGACUCUGAUCAUUCAGUACACAGUGAAACAUGAGCAGAAGAUGGACUGCGGAGGGGGCUACAUUAAGCUGUUCCCUGCAGACGUGGAUCAGAAGAACCUGAAUGGGAAGUCCCAGUACUAUAUUAUGUUUGGACCUGAUAUUUGUGGAUUUGACAUCAAGACAGUUCAUGUUAUUUUACAUUUCAAGAAUCAGUAUCAUGCAAACAAGAAAUCAAUCAGGUGUAAGGUUGAUAGCUUUACACACCUCUACACUCUGGUUUUAAGACCAGACCUCACUUACGAAGUGAAAAUUGAUGGUCAGUCGAUUGAAUCCGGAAGCAUCGAGUAUGACUGGCAGUUAACGUCACUGAAGAAGAUGGAGAAGGCAUCAGCAGAGGCUGAGGGCUGGGACCAGGCUGCCAAGGACAAAUCCCAGGACUGGGAGAAGCAUUUUCUGGAUGCCAGCGCCAGCAAGCCGAGUGACUGGAAGGGUGAACUGGACGGGGACUGGCAGGCGGCCAUGCUCCAGAAGCCUCCAUACCAGGAUGGCCUGAAACCUGAGGGCAUAGACAAAGAUGUUUGGCUCCAUCAGAAGAUGAAAAACAGCUAUUUGACCGAAUACGAUCUCUCAGAAUUUGAGAACAUUGGUGCCGUUGGACUGGAGCUUUGGCAGGUGAGAUCCGGAACCAUCUUUGACAACUUCCUGAUCACAGAUGAUGAAGAGUAUGCUGAGAAUUUUGGCAAGGCCACCUGGGGUGAAACCAAGGGCCCAGAAAAGGAGAUGGAUGCCAUACAGGCCAAGGAAGAAGUGAAGAAGGCCCAGGAGGAAGAUGAGGACGACAUGUUGAUGGGCAGGUUCAGUGGGCGAGAAAAUAGCUUCAAAGCAUUCCACAGAAGGAAUGAGUUUUAGUCAUCCCCAUCCCAGAUAAAGAUGACUGGUCCCCCUUGUUCCAACCUCCCCCCAUCCUGGUACCCAGAAACAUUUCCUCUGGACAAACCCAAGUGCUGGAGGAAGCCCAAGGCCAGUGAGACUCUGGCCCAAAACACCACACUCUCUUCUUAAUCCCCCUCAAAUAUUUUAUUAAAAAAAGGUAGUAAAACUUACUUUGAGAAAGGAGAAAUGAUGCUUUAUUGCUUUGGGUUGUAAAUUACUGGGGCUUCCCUGAUAGCUCAGUUGGUACAGGAGACCCCGGUUUGAUUCCUGGGUUGGGAAGAUCUGCUGGAGAAGGGGUAGGCUAUCCACUCCAUUAUUCUUGGACUUCCCUUGUGGCUCAGCUGGUAAAGAAUCCACCUGCAGUGCGGGAGACCUGGGUUUGAUCCCUGGGUUGGGAAGAUCCUAAUAACAUGGGAAACUUUUCCAAUAUGGAAUCUUUAUGCAGCACCCUUGGUCUGGAAAGGUUUUGCAUGCCUCCCUUGCACGCUGGUUAUUCCAGAGAACCCAGGCCUUGUGUAUAGACGUUUAACAUUCCAUAAAGAAGGUGACGCUUUUCCCCCCACUCUGUGGCCCACUUCUAUGGCCGUUGGUUCUUUGUAAAACAGAGCAAUGAAAUCCAUUCUCUCAAGUGAAAAUAGUGAUACUUUGCAGUUUAAUAUUUUUUCCCUUAAAGCAAAUGACUUGCUUUGAAAAAGUCACACAUAGAGGGUUCUGUUUUGAAGAGCUCUGUUUUCACACAGAAAUUUGUGUUGGGAAUAAUCAAAUUUAAUACACCAAUUUCGGAAUUUGGAAUUUAGUCAUGUUACAAAGAAGCCAAAUAAAAUUGGAAAUGAUACAGAGCAUGUGGAUAAAUGAUUGGUGUGAAAAGUCUGACCAGGAAGUAAAGGUUGGGCAAGUUUUGUUCUGGCUUUGG